This is a messenger RNA of Mobula hypostoma (lesser devil ray), 8649 nucleotides long. Its product is annotated as sterile alpha motif domain-containing protein 9-like. Lineage: Eukaryota; Metazoa; Chordata; Chondrichthyes; Myliobatiformes; Myliobatidae. The transcript has 3 exons. The record is from RefSeq and is a predicted model, not a curated record. Bases 515 to 5239 code for a protein of 1574 amino acids. Gene Ontology annotation, cellular component: cytoplasm.
GGGAGAAUCGAAACCGAAGGUUGUUUGUAAUUACAGCACUUCGCGGGACUAUCGCCGUCUCGGCAGGACAGGGUCUCCUGGUGCCCGGCAGGGCUUUCAUCCCCUGUCCCGACGGGUGUCUGUUCCCUGAGCCGGUUUGUACCGCUACCGGACGAUGCAGAGUGCCGGAGAAGGACCAGAUUGUAAACAUAAGAGAUUCUGCAGAUGCUGGUAAUCCUGAGUGAUACACACAAAAUGCUGGAGGAACUCAGCAGGUCUAUGGAGAGGACUUCUGGCUGGGUCCCUUCAUCAGGACUGGAAAGGAAGGAGAUAGAAGGCAGAAUAAAAAGGUGAAGAACCAAAGGUGAACAAAUCCUGCUGUUUACCCAGUGACUUAACUGAAUGGACCAAAGAGCAUGUGAAAUCCUGGGUGACUGGUGAACUGAAACUGGGUCAGCAAUGUGGUGAGAUAUUGUACAAUGAAGAUGUCAGUGGAGUGGUAUUGGAAGGACUUACUAAAGCAGACAUAACUGGAAUGGGCAUAAAGGCUGGACCAGCAGCUCUGAUAAUAAAUAAACGUGAUGAAUACAUCAAACUUUCAAAGAGUUCCACAAAGCAAACAACUGACGAAAGCUCCCUUUGCAAAGGGUCAAAUGCUUCGGAUUCUGAAGCGCCUGAGUUACUCAACGCAGAAGGUCAGGGGAGUAAAUCAGCUUCCUCGGAUCUCAACAAGAACCCCUCGGCACAGAAACACAGUAAGAAGAGAAGGACGGGAGAUCGAGUCACACAACCCAACUCAAGCCCCACAAAUUCAGAGGAAAGUGGGACAAACGGACAGGAAUAUCAACAAGAGAGGAUUGUUCCUGUUGCAAAGGCACAGUCUGCCUCAGAAUCUGAGGCAAGGAAAAACAAACAGCAGUUUGAAGAAAAUGCCCCAAAACCAAGAUGUGAGCCAUAUCCAUUUGACCAGCGUCACAUAGGUUCAAGGUAUAUACAGAACUAUGUCCUUCCUCCCGAAACAGGACCCUCCAAUCUCCUCGACCCAGUGCAUGAGUUCAAACUUUUUAAUGUGCCUGGGAAUGAAACGAGGGCAGACGUAAUGGAAGAUAUGAUGAAGAAGUUCAGUAAUGAAGUUUUCAGAUUCUCAGCAGCAUGUCUUAACAGCAGAACAAAUGGGACCAUCCAUUUUGGGGUAGGAGACACAAAAAGUGGAUACAAACAUGGUGAGAUUAUAGGUGUGUCUGUGGAGAACACUGACAAGUACGUUGAUUGUUUGUAUAACAGCUUUUCUACUUACUUUGAUGAGAGAGAUGUUGCACAUGCAAAAUCCUGCAUUCGACCGCCCCGAUUCGUGGAGGUUUUGAACUCAGAUCAAACACUGUCACAAAGAUUCGUUAUUGAAGUUGACAUUGUGCCAAGCUCCGACAUUUGUGACUCUAAAUUGUACUAUAUCCACCUGCUGAAUAAAACCGGCAAGAAGUGGAUGAAGGUCAAGGAGAAGCAGUUGUUCAUACGUGAUGGAACCAGUUCCAGAGAUAUUCUGGGAAAUAAAAACAUCUCAGAGAGAGAUGCAGAGCACAAAAAAUUUCUCACCGAGACUUUAGAGGGCUUGGUCAAGAUACGACGAAAGGCUGAAGCUAAACCACAAAGGGUGACAAAGACACAAGAAGGAUACAAUCUGAUCCGGAUGAUUACAGGUGGCUCAGACAUGAUCGACACUUCCUAUUAUCAGUGGUAUAUUUUGGUGACGAAUAAAGCACAGCAGAAUCAAAUUCAACAUUUAGAGUUCCUGAACGAAUUGAACUGGUUUUGUGUGCUAGAAUAUGACCCUGAGUCUGUAAGCAGUGGGCUAUGUCAUUCUUAUCGUAAAGAGAGAACAGCAAACCUUCACUUCCCGGGACAGUUCCAGGAUAUUGAUACAUCAAUUAUUGAAAACAUUGAGAAACUAAAAUUGUACAAACAACCAAGCUGGAUAUUCUGCAAUGGAAGAUCAGAUCUUGAAGGCCAAGAAUACAAGCCACUACAACCCAAUCAGUGGUAUAAAGAACGAGCUGCUGACGUCAGGAGGCUGGUUUCAUUCCUGUGCCGACCAGACAUCAUGCCUAAAGGGAAAUUUCUGGUAGUGUUUUUGCUGCUGGCUAAAGUAGAUGAUCAAAGAGAUCCCUUUCUUGAAACCUUCUGUUCAUUUUACCAGGAACUGCGAGGGGUCAAAGACAUGAUGUGCAUCUGUGGAAAUGAGCAGACUUACUUGCGUUGGAAAGAUCUUAUGCAAUUCAGGUGUGAUUCAGAGGAAGUUAUCCGGAGAUGUGUUUCUGCCUUAAGCCUGGAAGAAGUCAAUGACACCGUUCUGAAGAUAAAAUCGGUCACUCGGUCCACAAGGCGAUUCUUGCCCUCAGCAUCUGCCUCAUCUGUUGUUCUUAAGAAGAAAGAUGAGGAACUUAUGACAGCACUUGAAAUCUUGGGUGAAAAUGAAUGUGAGGAUACUGACAUAGAAAAGGAUCAAAAUAAGUUUAAGGAAUUUCAAAAAUCCAAGGAAGAACAGUUUUACAGAGGUGGUAAAGCAUCGUGGUGGAAUUUUUAUUUUUCCACAAAAGUUCCCUUUAUCAAACGGCAAGGCUACGACUGUCUUGUUGAGUUAAUUAAUGUAAAAUCAACUUCUGCAACGUGUGUGAUUAUCAGUUUAUUUCAUCAUCCAGGCUGUGGUGGCACAACUUUGGCCAUGCAUGUUUUAUGGGAUUUAAGGAAAAAGUUUAGAUGUGCUGUGUUGAAGAACAAUAAAGAAGAUCCCUUAGAAGUUGGAAGACAAAUUGUUGAGUUGGUGACCUAUGGGACUUCCUGUCAUCCUGUCUUACUUUUGGUAGAUGACCUUGAAGAAUUUGAAAAUGUUCAUGUGUUACAGCACUCAAUUCAAAAUGCAGUUGCUGAGAAAGGACUCCAAUUUGAUACACCAUUGGUAAUCCUUUUGAACUGCAUGAGGUCACAGGAUCCAGUUGGGAGGUCAAAGAUGAUGGUGUUGGAAAGUAUUGCGUUGAAGCAUCAACUGACUGAUGCUGAGCAGCUUUUAUUUGAGUCAAAACUUAAGGAAAUUGAAGAGCAACACACAAAACCUGAAGAUUUCUACUCAUUCAUGAUCAUGAAGCAUAAUUUUGAUAAAAAGUACAUUGAAAAUGUGGUCCAUAAUUUAUUAAAGGAUUUGGAUAUUGCAAGCAGGCAAAUACAGCUGAUCUCAUUCCUAGCUUUACUGAACUGCUUUGUUAAAGAUUCCUCCAUAUCAGUUUCAAAAUGUGAAGAAUUCUUGGGAUUAGGACAAGUGAAAACCACAUUUUGGGGUCCUAAGAAGUUUGAAGACUUGAUAGGCCCUUGCAAUGUCCUACUUAUCCGCAUGGAAGUGGAAGAGUGUGGGAGGUACCAGGGAAUUCGGAUCAUCCAUCCACUGAUUGCAAGUGGCUGCUUAGAAGAACUUAAGCAAUCUUACAGUCUUCCCAAGAGUGACAUUGUCUUGACAUUUCUCACUAAUAACAUUUUCCUCCAACGCGGUAUUGGAAGAGAAAAACUCCUACAAGACACGUACAGUAUGUUAAUUACCAGACAGCGGAAAGAACAUGGAGAUGAGGCCAAUACUCUGUUCUCUCCUUUAAUUGAAGCAGUACAGAAUGAGGAAGGAAGUGAUAAAGUCAUAAACAUUUUGACUGAGGCAUCAAACAAGUUUGACCAAAAUCCUUUCAUUUCACAGGCCUUGGCAAGACACUUCUAUCUGGUUAGAAAAGAUUUUGAUUCAGCACUCAAAUGGGCUUUAAAGGCUAAAGAUCAGGCAAAAGACAAUUCCUACAUAAGAGAUACACUAGGCCAAGUUUUCAAAAGCAAAUUAAAAUACAAGUUGGAAUCAGUUGAAAUUGACAAAACAACGGUGGUGACUCCUACCCAACUGAAGGAGUUCUUGGAUCUUGCGCAGUCUGCUUCAGAGGCUUUCAAACAAUCACAGCAACUGACAGAACAGAAAGAAGAUAGAGCUGGCUGGCAUGAAUGGGAGACCAGAUCAAAACCUGACAUUUACAAUACCUCUGGAUAUCUGGGAGAGAUUGAAGUUGCGCUGUAUGUUAUAGAUAUUGUCAGAAUGGUCCCUUUCUUCAGUGGGAAGAAAGAAAGAAAUGCAGGGGAUUUACCAUCUUUCCUGUCAGGUAACAUGAAUCUUCAGCAUAUUGAAAAAAAUAAUAAUAUCGAUGCAGAAUUGUGUUCAAUACUUGAUGAAUACAAUCGAUAUCUUAUUAAUAUCAAAACAAACAUGAAGACAGCUUUUGACUUCUUUGAAGACUACUUUGUCCAUUUCAAAACAAAGAACAUUGAGAGAGAAGCUGCUGAAGUUAGGGUUCGGAAAAAAGUUUCAGAUUGUUUUAAAAAAUACUGCAAAGUAUUUUGUCAGUCACAGAUAGAAACCAUCUCAGCAAAGAGAAGGAAUCCAAAACUCAGCCUGUCAUUACAGUUGGAGGAACACAAGAAGUUCUUGGAGCCUCAAAAAGCAGACCGGUUUGCCGGUUUGCUUGAGUUCCUGACAAAUAAUUCUGAAACUGGGGAUAAAAUGGAAGAAAUUGUCAAUAGUCACAGAUUUAUCCUCAAGAAUGAAACAGCAAGAUUACCUCAGCAGAAACAGAAUUUUAUCUUGGCCAACAUUGUGCUUAACUGUGUUAAACCAAAUUCAAAGAACAUCGAAUCUUACACUAAACUUCAAGAUCUUUUGAAGGAAGUGCUGCGUGAUGUGGAGUUUAACUGUGGUUACGUUGAACCGUAUUUCUUGGGUUCCCUGUUAUUCUGGCCAACAAAAAGAAAUGAAACUGAAGAAGAUUUCAGACUUCUUCUGAAAUGCAUAACAGCAAUCCGACAGUCAUUCAGAGGGCGCUACAGACGAAUGAGUCAUUCCAAACAUCCUGUUGCACACUUCUAUCUCUGCAAAGAACAAGGUUUGAGGAGAUUCACACACAAAGCAAAAAUAGAUCAAAUUUUCAGAAAGGUGCCAAACCUCAAUUCCUUAUGGCAAUCUGGAGAAAUCUGGAAGACACUUGAUGUCAGAAAUCUUCUUGUCCGCAUGAAGGGCAGAACAGGGGAGGAUAACAAGCUGUACGCAGAGUUUGGCAAUGUUAAAAUUCCUGUGAGACCAGUAUAUUUGGGCAAGCUGAGAAGUGGUCUAAGCAUCGAGAAUGUAUCCUUCUAUUUGGGGUUCUCUAUGGAUGGACCAAUUGCAUAUGACAUUGAGACUACUGUUUAAGAGUUACAGAUAUAGGCUGUGAGAUAACACUGAUACACAGCCUUGUACAUAACUUUCCUUCAGACUUCAAAAUAGAACACAGACCUUAGAAAUUUACGGAGCAAUACUGGCCCGUCAGACUAUGAUAUUGUGCCAACCUUUUAAGACCAUAAGAUAUAGAAGCAGAAUUAGGCCAUUCAGCCCAUCGAGUCUGUACGGCCAUUCCAUCAUGACUAAUCCCAGAUCCCACUCAACCCCAUACACCUGCCUUCUCACCAUAUCCUGUGAUGCCCUGACCAAUUGGGAAACUAUCGACUUCUGCCUUAAAUAUACCCACAGACUUGGCCUCCACCGCAGUCUGUGGCAGAGAAUUUCACAGAAUAACUACUCUCUGGUUUAAAAAAAAUUCCACCUUAUCUCUGUUCUAAACGGUCGCCCCACAAUUUUGAGGCUGUGCCGUCAAGUUGUGGAUACCCCUACUAGAGGAAACAGCCUCUCCACAUCCACCUUAUCUUGUCCUUUCAACAUUCAGCAGCUUCCAAUGAGAUCCCCCCACAUCUUUCUAAAUUCCAGUGAGUACCGGCCCAAAGCUGCCAAACACUCCACAUGUGUUAACCCCUUCAUUCCUGGGAUCAUCCCUAUGAGCCUCCCCUGGACACUCUCCAAUGAUAACACAUCCUUUCUGAGAUAUGGAGCCCAAAACUGUUGACAAUACUCCAAGUGCAGCCUGACUAGUGUCUUAUAAGGGCUCAGCAUUAUCUCCUUUCUGAGCCUGCUCUAAAAUCAAUCUAACCUUUCCCUCCUGUCUACCUAAAAGUUUUUUAUAUGCCCCUAAUGUAUCUGCCUCUAUCACCACCACAUUCCACACCUACCACUCUCUGUGUAAAGAAACUUACUUUUGAUACACCUCCUCCCCCCCAAAUACUUUCCUCCAAACACUUAAAAUAAUGCCCUUUGUACUUACCAUUUCCACCCCAGUAAGAACUCUCUAGCUGCUCACACAAUCUACGCCUUUUAUCGUCUUAUACACCUCUGUCGAGUCACCUCUCAUCCUCCUUCUCUCCAAAGAGAAAAGCCCUAACUCACUCAACCUAUCCUAAUCAGACUUGCUCUCUAAUCCAGGCAGCAUCUCCUCUGAACCCUCUUUAAAGCUUCCACGUCCUUUCCAUAAUGAGGUGAUCAGAAAUGAACACAAUACUCCAGGUCUGCUCUAGCCAGGGUCCUAUAGAGCUAUUUUGUAAUUUAUUUUGCUGCUCUUAGGGUCAUAAGACCAUCUUAUGAAGGGCUGAGCUACCACAGCCAUCCAUGGCAAUGAAUUCCACAAAAUUAUCACCAUCUGCCUAAAGAAAAUCUUCCUCAUCUCUCUUCUAAAGAGAUGUCCUUCUAUUCAGAGGCUGUGCCCUCUGGUCCUAGACUCAUCCACUAUAGGAAAUGCCCUCUUCACAUACACUCUAUCUAGGCCUUUCAAUAUUUGAUAGUUUUCAAUGAGAUCCUCCCUCAUUCUUCUGAACUCCGGGGAAUACAAGCCCAGAGUCAUCAAUCACUCCUCAGACGUUAACACUCUCAGUCAUUGGGUCAGUGUCAUAAACCUUCUCUGAACCCUCUCCAAUACCAACACACCCUUUCUUAGAUAAGGGGCCCAAAACUGCUCACAGUACUCCAAGUACAAUGAUGAUCACUCUUUCUAUCUCCUUCAGAUCACUUCAGGUUUUCAAGAGAAAAAGCAUUUGGCAAAUUUCUGCACAUCUCUUUACCACUUCAUCUAAUGCAAAGCCCAAAAUUUUAGCCUGUAUUUUCAGCAUCUGUAUUUUAUUUCCUGGAUUCUAUUUUGUUAAUUCAGCUUUUUGUUAAAUACCAGCAGAAUAAUCCUCUAUUUCAAUUAGAUUUUCUGAUCAGCAUUACCUUUUUUUUAUUGAAAGUAGUAGAAGGCAUACCUCAAGUUCCAAAGCACAAAGCAUCAAGGCUAGCUACAUUUACACAGCACUCAGAAUCCAGCAGUUAAAGGCAGCCUCUAAUAUCGAAUUAGGAAAUACUAAUAACCUGUCUUGGUUCUUUGGGGGGGAAGGAGAGGCAGUGUGGGGAUAAAUUCCCACUAUCUAUUCCUAAUGGCAUGCACCUCAAAUAGCCUCUGACAACCAAGUCCAGCUCCUAACCCUUCACAUAUGGCUUUGAUUUGGUAAGAUGGGGCUCAUCAGCUAUGGUUGGCAGCUCAUCGAGGAGAAGGAAAACUCUGAUCUCAAACCUGCACUGCCUUGUGGCUGUAUCCACUCAUGGGGAAGGCUUCAGGAUUAAAUCCAGAGGAAAAUUCCAGAGCUGGAGUCUCUAAGACAGUCCUGCAUUGAGUUCAAUGUUGACAGACAACUGCUACGAUGCCACUGGUGCCAAAUACUGUCGAUCUCUGGUGUUCCUUUGGAUUCAUCAGCUGUGUGGAGAUGGGGAGUCUGUUACAUGGACAGCAGCUUGCUCUCCAUAUCAUAUUGCCCUGGCUUACAUAUCAUGUUGACAGGGGUCCCCAACCUUUUUUGCACCGCAGACCGGUUUAAUAUUGACGAUAUUCUUGCGGACCAGCCAAUGGGGGGGGCGCGCGGGGGGGGGGGUACUGUUCUAGUUCAACAGUGCGUGACAGGGAAUGAGGAAAGGUGCAGCUGACUCAUAUCAUUUCAUAUCGCCAAAUCAUAUCGUUUCCUCGCGGCCCGGCAGCACAUGCUUUGUGGCCUGGUGGUUGGGGACCACUGAUAUAGACAGCUGGGAUGCAGUAUCUAUGGUUGACCCUGACCAAUGGAGGCCGCAGUAAUAUUAACCUGACUUAAAGCCUGGAUUGGGCACAAUUACUUUGACUAAUUGCGGUGGUAGGAAGAGCUUAUGGGGUCAGAAUCAGGAUCAGGUUUAUUAUCACUGAGGAAUGUCAUGAAACUUGCACAGUGAAAUGCAUAAACAUUACUAUAUAUUGCAAUAAGAAAUGCAAAAAGAAGGGAAAAUAAUGAAAAAAUGUUCAUGGGUUCAAGGACCAUUGAGAAAUCUGAUGGCAGAGGAGAAGCGGUUCCUGAAUGAUUGAGUGUGGGUCCUCAGGUUCCUGUACCUCCUCCCUGAUGGUAGUAAUGAGAAGAGUUGGACUCACCAUCCUCCCUAUCCCUACUGUCAUGGGCAGAUUCCUCCCAAUGCCCUGUCUUCCAAAAUAAGCAAUCGUCCUGUUUAGUGCUGGUUAUCUUCAGUGCUCCUGGUACUAAAAUUCUGCAAACUGCAUAUUUGGUGAAUGCUGGGACCAAGCAAGAUAUAUCUAGAAAACUUUGUGCACAGUCCAUUACUUUUGUAGAGACUAUAUUAUCUGCCUCUAUGCCUGAUGAUUCAAAUGUACUUUUGAUAACUUCUUUUAUAAACAAAGCUUAAGCAACUUACUGGACUCUGCAAUUUGUCUUUUUAAUAAAUGCAUU